Racocetra persica is the source of this 213-nucleotide messenger RNA. The record is from the annotation of a GenBank genome assembly. Lineage: Eukaryota; Fungi; Glomeromycota; Glomeromycetes; Diversisporales; Gigasporaceae.
UGUAGUUCCACAAAGCAUGGUACCAAACGAUGCAAGAGCUUCUAAAUCACUUUCUAGUUCUUCAUCAACCAAUAGUCCUAAUAUCAUUACGGUUAAUGGUGGGUUAACGGGUCAAAGUAUGAAUGCGCCAGAAAGAGAAAAGGUAACAUUCGGAUUAAAACGUAAAGCCGAAGCUGAGACUGAAAAACCAUCAAAAAAAUCCAAAGAUGAAUA